This is a messenger RNA of Panonychus citri (citrus red mite), 3064 nucleotides long. RefSeq lists its product as uncharacterized. The record is from RefSeq and is a predicted model, not a curated record. Lineage: Eukaryota; Metazoa; Arthropoda; Arachnida; Trombidiformes; Tetranychidae.
AAGUGGCCUGUGGAAGAUAAAAUGAGAGAGAAGAUGAAAAGAGAGAAACUUUUUUUUUGUAGUUUCGUUGUAAAGGAUUCACUGGAUUCAUUUUAACUUUAAGUUUUCUGUGUGAAAGUUAAUUUUAAAUUGUGUCAACCAUUUGUUGGAGUUAAUUGUCGUGUACAUAAUCAGUAGAACAUUUUAAUUAGCCAAAAUGAUUAAACAAAUUGUAAUUAAGACUCUACUGGUUUCUUUGUUACUGAUUGACUUAACAAAGACAAAUCCAGUUCCUGAGGAUCCUUCAGUUGAUUGGUCAACCCGAAUCUCUGAUAAUAUCGAAUCAAUAAUAAACAUCAAUGGACCAACUAAAUUUAAUUUCGAUGAUUCUUCAGAAGAAAUUGAUUCUUCAUUCUCGAAACGUGAAGCAUCUCCUGUUUCCGGUCCUUUGGAUGCCCCAUUGGGUUGGGGAGCUCGUAUUGAAUCAUCAGCAUCAGCGGUCGAUGUUGCACCAGCACCAUCAUCAUCAUCAUCGCCUGGAACCGGAGCCAUUGCUGCUGGAGGCGGAGGAGGAAGUGUAGGUGGAGUUGGAGGUGAUAAUAAACAGAAAGUUGAUUGGGCUUUGAAUCCAAAUGGUGACAAUAAAAAAUUGUAUUCUUCUAAUGACACUCCUGAUGUAAUUGAACAGAAAAAGGAGGAAACUCUUCCAUUGGCACCAGAAUCACCCAAACAAUCAGAUGAGUCCAAUCCUGAUCCAUAUAAGAACAUUUUACCUGCAGUGUUGACAGGAAAACGACGACUUGGUGAAGGUGAUAAACCAGUCCAAUCGUCAUCAUCAUCAUCAUCAUCUUCUUCUUCUUCUUCUUCAUCUUCUUCAUCCAGUGAUUCCAAUGGUGGUGAUGUUUCACCAACAGUUUCCGAUUCAAAGGAAAAAGUUUCACCUUCAGUUUUUUCAUUGGUAGAUAACAAGGGUCACUCAGUUGGUCAAGUUUACCCUUACGAUAAGCCCGUUGACCUUAAACCAAAUGAUGGUAAAUCAGUUCCACAACAUGUUUACACAGAAGAUCAAUUUCCCUCUGUGAUCACAAUUAAGGGUCGAGAGUAUCUUGUCAUUCCCCAUAAAAGUAACACAGUCCGACCUUUGGCCACUCAAACUUUACCAGGGUCAUCGUCAUGGUUUUCAGAACCAGUUUCUAUUCAAAGUGGUCAAUUUAGUUCACCAUUUUUCCAGCCCAGUUCAUCAGCUUACCAACCCAUUCAAGUUGGACAUGGAUCUAAGUCAAAUCAAUCGUCACCACCAGCAUCAGUCCCUUCAACUGUAGCCGAGGUUCCCAGCGGUGGACACCAAAAAUUUGUCGCAUCUUUUACUGGCGGGAAUUAUCCUGGUCAAUCAUAUGAAUUUGGUCAUCCAUCAUUCCCACAACAUCCAGGGUCAUCAAGUUUCACUUGGAAAAGUCGAUAUCCAAUUUAUCAUUCUUCCGUUUUUACCAAUCCAAAUGUUCAACAACAACAACAACAACAACCUCAGCAACAAUUAUCGUCACCUUCAGUUGGACAAAUUUCACCAAACUCAAUUCCAAGCGUUUUCUCGAGUUUCUUUCCCCACUAUGGUCAAUAUCCAUCAUCUUCCUCUCAACCAGUGAACAAAAAUUUCCAAUUUUUCACUCCACCUUCUCACACAGUUUCCAUUUCCUCAGUUGGUGGCCCAUCAGCCCCUCAGGGUGACAAAGUAGUCGUAUCAUCAUCUCCCUCUUUUAUUUCAACCUCAGGAUCUUCCGUUGCUGCCUCACCUCAAGGUGAAAUCAAAGGUAAUCCAACCUUUGUUUCCGAUCCAUCAUUUUCACCUAAGCUACAAGAAUCUGUUCAAUCAUCUUCAUCAAUCGUUGGAGGAGGUGGAGGAGGAAGUGGUGUCACCGGAUCCGCUCAGCAAGAGUCUUUUGUUACCAAACCACUUAAACCAGAAUCCAAUCUUCAUGCACCACCACAAAUCCCAACUUGGAGUCUUGGUUUCUCGGUGGUUGCUGGAAGUUAUCCCGUUCAAUCAUCUUCCCCAUCGGUCUCUGGAUCUCUACCAUCAUCAUCAUCAUCAUCAGCAUCUCAUUCAUCUUCAUCUUCAACCUCUUCCACAAAGACUCACGUCGAGUCACCAGCCACCGUAACUGUGGACACUAAAUUUCCUCACCAAUCAUUUUCACCUUCUUCAGGUAACAAUGGAGUCAAAGGGGGUUCAUCUUCACCCUCAUCUUCCGAAUCAUUAUCUCCAUCAGUUACAAUUGGAUCUUUCAAUGUAGACUCAGCAGCAGAUCAAACUGUCGCAAAGGGUCAACCUCAACCUCAACCCCAACAGCAAUACCAACAACAAGGUGGUGUUGCCGGUGAAACCCUUGUGCCAACAACAACAUACGAUGCUAAGAAUCAAUUUAUAUCAAAUACUCCCUUCUUAUCAUCAUCAGGAUAUUUUGUAUCAUCUCCAUCAGUUAAUCAAGUUUCUUCAACCUCUGGUUAUUCAACUUCCUCUUCUUCCGUUUCAUCAUCUUCAUCACCUCAAUCUCCAUCCUCACCUGGUUCACCAUUUAUCCCACAAUUAGAAUUCACUGAUCAACGACAAUUUUUCGCUCCACCCUGGCAAUCAUCAGGCUACAAUUAUCCACUUCCAGCCUCAUCACCAUCACCUUAUUAUGAUCCCGUUAAUCCAGUAACACCUUCUUGGGAUUAUCCUUUUUAUCAUCAUCACCGAGAAGCCUUUUACAGCCAGAAAACCUUAAAUCAACCAGAAUUUGAUCUUAAUCAUAUUCCUCAGCAAAGAUUUUAAGAUGAUCACCUUUUGCUACAAUUAAAUAGACUGUUAAACACCAGGAUGAUUAAUGACAAUCAACAAAACGUAACAAAGACAAUUAAACGGCAUUGGUUAUGAUUAACAAUAAGCUUGAUUUGUUUUUCAUCAGUUAAUCAGAAACUAAAUCACCAAGAUUAAUGAUCAAUCAUUGAAAUCUCAAAACUUUUUCAAUACCUUUUUUUUAAAGUAACAAUUUAAAUCUAAUAAUUGUAAUCCAGUGAUCAACAAUUAAACAAAAAUCACUGUAGA